This is a messenger RNA of Camellia sinensis, 2163 nucleotides long. NCBI's taxonomy places the organism in Eukaryota, Viridiplantae, Streptophyta, Magnoliopsida, Ericales, Theaceae. The record is from RefSeq and is a predicted model, not a curated record.
CCAUCCAAACAGAGCAUCGCUCUCGAAUUUACCAAUCUACUCCCCGUCGAUCACCGCCGCCUCCCCCUCCCCUCUCCCCACCACCACAGUGCCGCCGCCUCCUCUCUCUCACUCUCUCUCCACUCACCGCAGCUAAAUCUUUGUUCUUAGCCAAUGGUUUCUCAUUUACUACUCAAAAAUAUUAAAGAAGACCUAGAUGGCCUCCCAGAAGAGUAUCACGAGAUAUAUGUAAUUGCAAGCUGUUUUUCCGAAAAGAGUAUUACCAGAUGUAUGUAAUUGCAAGCUCUCCUGGCUAAAGGUAGGUCUUCAAUUUCCCAAUUUCCGAGUUCUUGAUGGGUGAUGGCAAAUCGAGCCAUUAAAAAUGUACUUUUCAGUAACUCAUAUGGAUCUUCCAUCAACGAACUAGCGCAUUCUUCUGUUCCAUAUUUCUAUGUGAAAUUUUUACUCAGCCCCAUAUUUUUGGCAUCACAAUAUCGAUCAAUGACAACAAGCAAGAGAGUCCAAGACCGAAGCAAGAAGAAGAGAGUUCAUGAUCUUGAAAUUGCGACUGAGAAGUGGAAGAUUGCCUCGAAAGUGUUGUUCUUGAUGGAGAUUCUGAAGCAAGAACCUGAACAAAUCAUACCCAUCAGGUCACUCGACCAGUACAGGAGGCAAAUCAACUUACCAAAGCCCCACAAGAUGUCGGACUUCAUCAGAAAAUCACCGAAGCUAUUUGAACUAUACAAGGACCACAAAGGGGUCUUGUGGUGUGGGAUGACGAAAGAAGCUGAAGAUUUGGUCCAAGAAGAGGAGAGGAUCAUUGAAGAGUACUCAGAGAAGGCAGCAGAGCAUGUCACAAGAUUCUUGAUGAUGUCAGUUGCCAAGCGUUUGCCUUUGGAUAAGAUUGCCCAUUUUAGGAGAGAUUUUGGUUUACCUUUUGAUUUUAGGAAAAAUUGGGUUUAUAAGUAUCCAGAGCACUUUAGGGUGGUUAAGAAUGAAGAUGAUAUUGAAUUUUUGGAGCUUGUUUCUUGGAACCCGUCUUGGGCUAUUACUGAAUUGGAAAAGAAAGUGAUUGGGGUAUCUAAGGAUCACCAACCGGGUUUGCUUUCGCUUGCUUUUCCAAUGAAAUUCCCACCUGAUUACAAGAAGGUGUAUAGAUAUGGUGGGAAGAUUGACCACUUUCAGAAGCGAUCAUAUUUGUCUCCGUAUUCCGAUGCCCAUGGGUUGAAAGCUGGGUCGCAAGAAUUUGAUAAGAGAGCAAUUGCAGUGAUGCAUGAGUUGCUGAGCUUCACUAUUGAAAAAAAGCUGGUAACUGAUCAUUUGACCCACUUCAGAAGGGAACUUGUGAUGCCUCAGAAGCUGAUGAGGCUUCUACUGAAGCAUAUUGGUAUAUUCUAUGUUUCUGAGAGGGGGAAGAGAUUUAGUGUGUUUUUGACGGAAGCAUAUGAAGGUUCUGAGUUGAUUGAGAAAUGCCCGUUGAUCCUUUGGAGGGAAAAGGUCCAAAGCCUUAUUGGAUAUAGAGGAAGGAAGAAAAAAAUUGAAAUUUUUGAUGAUUUUGCAGAAAUGGUGGAUGAGAAUUUGUUCGAGAGUGAGUCUGAUGAAGACAAUGUGCACGUGCAACUGGAGGAAGACACCAUGAGCAGUUUGGAGGAUUCUUCACUUUCAGGUGAGUCUGAGAUGGAGAUUGGUGAGAUUUGCAGUGCAUACAAGGAUAUUGAAACAUCAUAAGUAUUUGCAGGGUGCAAAAGAUUGGAGCUUUAAUUAUAUGACGAUGGUCAACCACUGAAGAGAUGGUGUUGUAAUGGCGUUUCUCCAAGCAUUGGGUUUCAGGGAAAUGGGGAUUUUAGAAGAGAAGACCAUGGCAUGAGGGACAGAUAAAGGUGAAGGAUUUGAUGAAGGGCUUUAGGUAUUACACAUUCCAUUGCUUGCAAUUUGGUGAAGAAAGAAACUUUUGGGACCUUUAUAUUGUGCCCUCGCAUCCCUUUUUCUCCCAUAGUUUUUUGCUUGAGGGAUGAUUCUUUGCCAUGAAUUUGUUUCCUUGCUAGUCUUUCUACAUGGUCAUUUUGGUGUAUCAUUAUAUUAUAAAAGCAAUUCAAAGAAAAAUGUCUUCCACUCAAGAUUUUGCUCUUUUAUUGUGAAUCAUUGAUUUAUAAGGCCUCCUUAUAUCAUAAUCGGUUAAAUGAA